AUGGAUUCUUCGGAGAAACAGUUGUGCGCUGAAACUGAAAGGAUUAAGAAAACUGCAUUCCUAUCGGUAGCGAUUUCCACAUUUGUCGUGUUUUGCUCUGUAAUAAUGCUUCCUCUGAUCUAUAACUACGUUCAGACUCUUCAAACACAUAUGUUGGAUGAAAUGGAUUUCUGCCGAACAAAAUCCCGGGACCUUUGGGUAGAAGUAGUGUCAGUCGAUACCGUUCUUAGCCGAGGAAAACGGACGAUUAGAUCUGCUGAUCGCGCAAAGCGAGAGUGGAGUUUUGGGCAAUAUUUCGAUAGAAAUCAAAGAGCUGCUGGAUCUGGUUCGGGAACAUCUGGCGGCUACGGAACCUACCCGCCUGCACCUACAGUUGCACCCAGCUACGGAGAUUAUAAAGUGGCUGCUGUCGAGGAAUUCCAACCAGCUUCAUGUUGCACAUGCCAACAAGGACCAGUUGGACCAUCCGGCCCUCCAGGAGAUGAUGGUCUUGACGGUGUCGAUGGAAAGCCUGGAGUUGACGGACCACCUGGUAGAGAUGGAGUUCUUCUUCCACCACUUGGACAAGCUCCAGAACCUUGUGUCAUCUGCCCACCAGGACCAACAGGACCUCCAGGAUUCCCAGGACAAAAAGGACCAAACGGACCACGUGGGAGUCCAGGACUUCAGGGUCAGGAUGGAAAGAAAGGAGAACAAGGAAUGCCGGGUCCACAAGGUCCAACUGGUAGACCAGGAAGACCAGGACCCAAGGGACCCAAAGGAGAGGAUGGGAGAGUCAUUAUGGUGGCCGGCCCCGCGGGACCAGCAGGUCCACCAGGUCCAACUGGAACACCUGGAAAACGAGGUGCUAGAGGAAUGGAUGGGUUGCCAGGACCACAAGGAGCACCAGGACAACAAGGAGAUUCAGGAGUUCCUGGACCAGACGGGAAAGAGGGACCAAAAGGAGAGAGAGGGCCUCCAGGACCACAAGGACUCAAGGGAUCGUGUGAACAUUGUCCUCUCCCAAGACUUCCACCAGGAUAUUAA
Messenger RNA from Caenorhabditis remanei, 1026 nucleotides. RefSeq lists its product as uncharacterized. Gene Ontology annotation, molecular function: structural constituent of cuticle. NCBI's taxonomy places the organism in Eukaryota, Metazoa, Nematoda, Chromadorea, Rhabditida, Rhabditidae. The coding region runs from base 1 to 1026 and encodes 341 amino acids. The record is from RefSeq and is a predicted model, not a curated record. The transcript is spliced from 6 exons.